AUGUGGACGUUGAACUAUGAGCCAUUGGCCGAACGGUUCAUAGUUCUGAAGGAGAUUACGAUGGUGCUGUGUAGGCCAGUCUACUCUGACAGUACUUCAAGCGUCGCGAAAGGAGGGAUACCGCAGCUCAACAGGAUCAAGAAUCAUUAUAUUGCAUUUGCCAAACCCAUUUACUUUGAUGUAUAUGAAUGGUUAUUUGAAUCCCAGAUGUUACGGCCCAAAGCAGCAAAAAUGAAACUGGUUCGAAAAGUUGAUAAGCUAUGUGGUGCAUUCAGAGCUGGUAUUCCACAGAACAAAUCACAUCCGUAA
This is a messenger RNA of Opisthorchis viverrini, 309 nucleotides long. RefSeq lists its product as hypothetical. The record is from RefSeq and is a predicted model, not a curated record. The transcript has a single exon. The coding region runs from base 1 to 309 and encodes 102 amino acids. Lineage: Eukaryota; Metazoa; Platyhelminthes; Trematoda; Opisthorchiida; Opisthorchiidae.